This is a messenger RNA of Nymphaea colorata (pocket water lily), 920 nucleotides long. RefSeq lists its product as uncharacterized. The transcript has a single exon. The record is from RefSeq and is a predicted model, not a curated record. Bases 65 to 844 code for a protein of 259 amino acids. Lineage: Eukaryota; Viridiplantae; Streptophyta; Magnoliopsida; Nymphaeales; Nymphaeaceae.
GUGGAGAGAGAAAGCGAGGGGAGGAGAGGGGAAGAAGAAGAAAGCACAAGAAGAAGAAGAAGAAAUGGAAGAUGUGAUAACGGAUUUCCCUCCGCCUUCCCGUCUCUUCUUCGAUGACCUCAACAACUUCUCCUCGCUUCCUCAACCCCUCCCUUCCCCCUUCCUCCUCCUCUCCAACCCUAACCCUAAUGCCGAGCCCUCCUCGCCGUUGGAACCCUCCUUGCUGAUCGUCGCCGUCUCUCGCCCGUCCACCUUCCUCCUCCACCACCUCCGCGGAAGAGCCCUCGUCGGAACCCUGGUUCUCCCCGAAUUUUCCGUUGCCGCGAACUCUCUCGACUCCUCCUCCCUGGACAACAACUCCGCCCACCUCUACGCCCUCGACACCGCUCCCGGCGUGCUUCUCGCGCUGAUUCAGUAUCAGAUCCCUCCGGAGAGGUCUUCAGCGGUCGCGAAGGUCGUCUUCGAGAAGAUUCGACCGAAGAGAGUAUUGAUUCUGUCGUCGAUUCAGAGUAUGAACUUCAGAGGUAAGAUCUAUAACGACGAGCGCUUCGCAUUUAAGCUCGAAACCCUAGAGCAGAGACUCGACCCAGAGGGUCCUUUGGUGAGAGAAUUGAGUUACUUUCCGUCUGGUAGUUUAAUCGAAGGAAUCGCGGCUUCGUUGUUGGCUGCCUGUCAGGUUCGGAAGAUUAAGGGGACAUUGGUAGUGUCUUGGCCGGAGUCGCAGGUUUCUGUGGUUCUGUUAAGGUCUGUCCUGAGGAACAUAGUGGGUGGUCUGGAUUUUAGUCCCAGUUUGGAGACAUCUCCGUUUAAAGAUGUUCUUGCUGAGUCUGAAAUGUACAUAUGAUCUUACUUGUCUUCCAAUUUAUUGGUUAUGUUGUGAGUUCAUACAUUUACAUGAAGCAGAUUUUCUACGAGUUCUA